Molecule: messenger RNA, 888 nt
Organism: Mesorhabditis spiculigera
Lineage: Eukaryota; Metazoa; Nematoda; Chromadorea; Rhabditida; Rhabditidae
Source: the annotation of a GenBank genome assembly
AUGCUCCAUCACUGGUAUCCACAGCCGAAUUUCACAGCAGCAGAACUUGUCUUCGAAAAGGAGCACCGAUUUUUACAGCCGGUCUGGGAUUAUAUAAAGGAUGGAAACGAGCACAUCCUCUCCUCCCCUCUCUUCCCUCCAUUCUACGCCCUCAGCAUCGACUAUGCUUUUGUAGCUGUAUUUACAUUCAUCGACCUCGUACUCUGUGACGUACCGUUCUUCAAAAAUCACAAGAUCCAGAAAGACCGGAAAGUUACGUGGGAUCUGAUCAAGAAAUCGCUGUUCUUGCAGAUGUGGAAUCAAUUGCUGUGGAUCUACCCAUUGGCGCUCGUUCAGCUGAUUUGGGUACCACCAAUCCACCUGCCCCCACUUGCUCCAACCGUCUUCGAAUUCGUCACCCAGCUUGCAUUCUGCUUCCUGGCCUUCGACUUUUCGUACUUUUGGUUCCACUUCUUGUUCCAUAAGGUCAAAUUCCUCUAUCGAUGGUGCCACUCGGUCCACCAUAUGUACUCCUCACCAUUCGCAGCUGCUGCUCAGCACCUCCACCCCUUCGAGCUCUUCUUCGUCGUAAUCCCCUGGGUAUUCCCCACGCACUGUCUAACAUACUAUGCUUGGUUCUUCAUCGCGCAGGCCGUGUCUUAUGAGGUACAUCUUGGCUACGACUUUCCAUUUGCGCUCCAUCGAUUCCUGUUCUUCUACUCCGGGGCGCCGGCGCAUGACAUGCACCACCUGAGGCCGUUGACCUGCUUCGAGCCGUGGUUCAACUACUUGGAUCGGUUGAUGGGCUACCACAUCACUUACGAGGACCUGAAGAAAAUGGCCGAGGAGAAGAGCAAGCGCUUCGGCCUCUACAACAAGGAAGAGGAAAAGGGAUUGGAGAAAAUCAAC